AUGUCAUAUAAUUCAAUGUCAGAAUUUAACAACCUAACGCUUGAAGGUGGAGAGCAAUAUACAAUUAUAAGAAGUUGUAGUUAUGGUAGAAACUUUAAUGUGUGUAAAGCAUAUGAGACGAAUAAACCAAAGGUCCAUUAUGUGAUAAAAUAUUACAAAGAGAAAGAUGUAUUCGAAAGAGAGUCAAAGAUGUUGAAUAAAUUAAUAAACGCAGAGAAUAUUAUGCAAAUGAUAACAUUUUGUCCAUCACGAUUAAUUGUUGUUUGCGAAUGUGGUCUAUAUGACUUGGAAACGUUUUUGAGUCAUCAAGAUUAUAACCAGAGACAUGAAGAAAAGUGUGGAAUAAUAAAGGAUAUUGUAUCGGGUCUUUCGGAACUUAACAAACAUAAUAUAGUACAUAAUGAAAUGUCACCACAAAAUAUCAUGUACUUUCAAGAGAAGGACGGCGAAAGAUGGAAAUUGAUUGAUUUUGACGAUGCAUGUUUUGUUGGUAGUUCGAAUUAUGUAACCUUCAUAACAAAUUAUUCUGCUCCUGAAGUUAUAAAAGCAUACGAUAAAGGAAUUGAAAUUGAAGCUAAUUUUGCAAUGGAUAUGUUCUCUUUUGGGCUAGUUUUAUACUAUCUUGAAACGGGACAUCAUUAUUGGAAUCGAGAGCAUGAUGAUGAAAAAAAUGAAAUGAUUUCAGCAAAAUACUUGCCACUUGGUGAUAUUCGUGAUAAUUCGGCUAGUUACGCUAUAAGAAAAUUGCUCGAUAAAAAUAUUUCUCGAAGAAUGACGUUAGAGGAAUUCAUGAGAAUGUCAUACUACUCUGGCGAAUCAGAAAUCAAUAAUGCCAUGACUUCAAAUAAUGAAAAGCGUUAUAGCGUCCCGAUUCGUUAUACAUGUUUAGGAGAACGCUUUUUAGAAGAACCAACGAAGAUUAAUGAUAAUAAAUAUAUUGAAUAUGAUAUCUCUCAGGCUGGUUUUGAGGUCCAAUCCGGAAUAAGUGAAGCAGAGUUUCAAGCAAAAUUAGCACAGGAUACAUUUCAAGCUUUUCUUGAAAAAUAUCAUAACGAAAUGAAACAAAGCCUAAAGAUAUUGAAUGAUAAAAUUGAUAAUUGUACGAAGGCCGUAGAGGAUUUGUCGGAGUUAACCAAGAAAAUUCCACAAUGGUUGGUCAAAUUGAAAAAUGAAAAGGUUCCUAGAAUAUUUGUUAUGGUUCCUGAUCGAAAAGAUUGGAAAAAACCAACAACGUGGUUGUUUUCAAAACCAUUUCGUCUUUUAUUUGUUUGCGAAUACAAGGAACAAUGGCACAUUCCAGAUCAAGAAGGUUACAAAGUUAUAGAAGUUCCUCAAUUUAUUAAAAAGUAUGGACCCUGGAUAAAUCUUUGUCUAAAAACAUUAUCAAGUGCUAUAGGAAUUAUGUCAUUAAAUGCCUUUCCACAAGUUGUUACUGACAUUCUAUCAUCAGUUUUUAGCAUAACUGAGAAUUCUGAUAUUAUGAAAUAUUUUCAAGAAGUUAUUGAUACAGUCGACAUAAGUGUAAAAACUAUGACCGAUGAAAAUCCUGAUUUUAUUCCUUUGAGCAAGGAAGAAGUUAACAUUCCUCAUCAAAUGAUAAAUGCUUCAGGUCUUCAUAUGCUAAAAAAAUUUCUAGAUACGCAAGAAAGUGCGGAUCAUUUCGGUGGAUUGAUGCAAUGCGUUGAUAAUGAAACUCAAGAGAUUUUAUGGUUAUGUAAAGAACAUAGAAAUGGAUAUUGUCCUAUUGAACAGGUUGAACAGGUUUCUUCCCUCCCGAAUUCCGAUUCAUUUCGACAAAAACGAAUUCGACCAAAUGUACCGAAUUUAAUUACAACUCCAAAAUCCCCACCAAUAUCUCCGAGUAGAAAUCAACGUCCAUCUUUUCUAAUUUCACCAUCUACAUCAAUGAUAUUUUCUCCAUCCGAGAAUUCUCCAACUGAAAGUAUAUUCGUACCCCCGGAAGGAGAUUAUAGUAAAUAUUAUACUAAAAAUUUAACCGAUCCAUUAGAUCCGUUCUUUGCAUUAGAACAUGCGUACCAAAUACUUUGUGAUGUGAUAGCGAAUACUGUUGCAUCCGGAAGAAGACACUUUAAAAAUGAUGAAGUUAAGGCAAUUGCGCAUAAAAUGUGUGGACAUAUGAAUAGGUUUAAAGAUACAUGUCCAAUUUGGUGUGAAAGUGCUCAGAAAGCUCAAUUUAUAAAUAUCAUAAAAAAUCAAGUACAUUUAUAUAUCCAUUUUUUAAGGUCAAUUGUACGUUAUUGUGUUGUUCAGUCUGUUAGAAAGAAGAUGAGAUAUUUGCUUAAUGACACAAUGGAUAUUAGAUACAUCUUAAAAGCCGGAAAAUCAUUCAACCAUCUUUUGGACAAAUUAAUAGCUUGUUUGGAAGCAUCACAAUAUGACAACCAUAAUAAAAUCAUGAUCCAAGUUGAAUUAGAUAGUUUUGUUAAGGAACAGAAACUAAACUUAGAUCAUUGUGAUUUUAAUAUAAUUAAUGAAAGAGCUUUAAAUCAAUGGUAUCAUACAGUUGAUCGAACUUGUAUCGAAAAUUUAGAAUCUCCAUCAGAAACGAUAGUCAAAGGAGUACUUUUUAAUUCAACGAGACGACUUUUAGAUAAUUGGAUUGUCACAGGAAGAUCUUUAAAAUAUCUCGAUAACGACGAAAAUUUGUCUUGUAUCGAAAAAGAGAUUUGUCUUUACAACGAUCAUAAGUUAAACCAUCACGAUUAUAUCAUUAAAUUUUGCGGAUAUUCAAUUCAUAAUUGCAAACCCACUUUAUUUUAUGAAUAUGCAAAUUUUGGUGACCUUUUCUCAUAUUUUCAAGUUCAAGAUAAUCAGACGAACCUGCUAAACAAUUGGGAAGAUAAAAUUAAAUUAGCAUUGAAUAUAACGCAUGGAGUAAAAUCUUUGCAUAAACAAGGAAUUUUACAUUUGGAUCUUCGAAGUGCAAAUAUAUUACUGCAAUAUGACGAAACGGAAAAGUUGCUAAUACCAAAAGUAUCUAAUUUUCUUUGGAGCAAAAACAUACAUUCAAGUAAAAAGACUUUAGCGUAUCCAAAAUUAACGAUUCCACAUGAUGAAAUGAUUUGGAAACGAUGGUAUGACCCAGAUAGACUACUAAACGAUGACUUUGAAUCAAUCCUUCCAUCAUCUGAUAUAUAUAGUUUAGGAUUAUUAUUUUGGGAAAUCGCUUGGUGUAAAGCGGGAAAUCUGCCAUUUAAGGAUAUUUCAAUUGAUAAACUUUAUGAUCACUUAUUAACUUAUAAAGAAAAUUUACCCAAGAUAUCAGAAGAAUAUAAAAGUUGGGGGUAUCUAAUAGAAAAAAUGUGGCAAAACAAAUCAGAACAUAAUUUUAAUAUUUAUGCUGUAGAGACAACCUUGUUAAGAUUAAUUAGAUGUAAAAGUCCUCUUCGAAUGUAA
Messenger RNA from Funneliformis mosseae, 3417 nucleotides. Lineage: Eukaryota; Fungi; Glomeromycota; Glomeromycetes; Glomerales; Glomeraceae. The record is from the annotation of a GenBank genome assembly.